UCCAACUAUUCUAUCUGAUCAUGACCUCUGAAUUCAUCCUCCUCGGCAUUGAGAACCCUUUGCUUGAUAUCUCUGCGGUUGUCAAGCCUGAGCUGCUGAAAAAGUACAAUUUGAAGCCUAAUGAUGCCAUCCUUGCUGCUGAUGAGCACAAACCGCUAUACGCCGAGAUGAUCAAAGAUUACCCUGUGCAAUAUAUUGCUGGAGGUGCUGCUCAAAACACUCUCCGUGGUGCUCAAUGGCUACUGCCUGAGAAAUCUACCGUCUACUUUGGCUCCGUUGGAAAAGACCACGAAGCCGAAGUGCUUGCCAAGAUGGCUGCCAAGGACGGUCUACGCACAGAAUACCAUAUAUCUGACCUUCCCACUGGAAAAUGCGCUGUCCUGAUCACUGGCAUUCAACGCACUCUGGUCACUGAUCUUCUUGCUGCCAAUGACUACAAGAUCGCCCAUCUUGAGAAGCCAGAGGCCUGGUCACUGGUUGAGGCUGCCAAAUUUUUCUACAUUGGUGGUUACUUCCUCACCGUAUCUCCUCCCGCUGCGAUGAAGAUUGCUAAUCAUGCUAUUGCUACCAACAAGGUGCUAGCUCUUAACUUGUCUGCUCCAUUUAUUCCUCAGUUUUUCACUCAGCCCCUUGAUGAUUUGAUCAAGUGCGCUGAUGUUGUUUUUGGUAACGAGGCUGAAGCAGAGGCUCUUUCUACUGCCUACAAUUUUGGUACCACCGAUCUGGCUGAAAUCGCACUCAAAGUCGCAGCCCUUCCCAAGACAAAUACUUCACGUCCUCGUCUUGUAGUAUUUACUCAUGGUGCCAAACCCACCGUUUCCGCCCACAACGGUGCUAUCAAGACCUACCCCAUCAUUCCUAUUGAUGUCAAGGAUAUCGUCGACACCAACGGUGCCGGAGAUGCUUUCUGCGGUGGAUUCCUUUCCCAGUUUGUUCAAGGACGUUCUGUUGAUGAAGCUGUUGCCGCUGGUCACUAUGUUGCUAAUGUGGUUAUCCAGCGUUCCGGCCCAACUUACCCAUCCCAUGCCCAUACUUUUAAAUUUUCUGCUUAAUUAUUCAACUCACGUUUUAGCGAAUUGGUUUGCAUGCACUCUUCAAGGAUCCGAGUUUUUUGAAAGGAAUCCAUGUCGAGAGCAAGAUCUGGCUGCUUACCUAUUCAGUACAAAUAAAUGAUGUAUACGCAAUUC
Messenger RNA from Batrachochytrium dendrobatidis JAM81, 1187 nucleotides. Its product is annotated as adenosine kinase. NCBI's taxonomy places the organism in Eukaryota, Fungi, Chytridiomycota, Chytridiomycetes, Rhizophydiales. The coding region runs from base 21 to 1052 and encodes 343 amino acids. The transcript has 2 exons. The record is from RefSeq and is a predicted model, not a curated record. Gene Ontology annotation, molecular function: adenosine kinase activity. Gene Ontology annotation, cellular component: nucleus; cytosol. Gene Ontology annotation, biological process: purine ribonucleoside salvage; purine nucleobase metabolic process.